Messenger RNA from Dermacentor andersoni, 4589 nucleotides. The record is from RefSeq and is a predicted model, not a curated record. NCBI's taxonomy places the organism in Eukaryota, Metazoa, Arthropoda, Arachnida, Ixodida, Ixodidae.
AUGCGCGCCCCAUCUGCGCUGGAUACACCCUUCCGCGCAUUUCCCAUUGAUGCGCCGAAAACUUCUGCCAGCUACCACCAUGCUGCGCCGUCCGUUUCAACGGACACCACCGCGGAGGCCCCCACUUCGGCAGCUUCCACCGACGACAGUGCCAACUGCCCGUCGACAGGCGACACCGACGAGAGUGCCGGCACCUUCUACUUGCCAACCGCAAGUAUGAUUGGCUCCGACUCUACGUCCUCCCGCACGGACGCGACCGCCUCACCCGCGGCAAGUCCUAUCCGCCCGGAGAGCCCCUUGCUUUCGUCGACGGAAGCCUGCUCGUCGCCUCCGCUCAACACCGCACCAGACGAGGGUCCGUGCGCGACUGCGAUAUUCCCUCCCGGCUAUCUCGAGGAUGCCGCCGACGGCCCCGCUUCCAACCACAGCCGGCCGAGAACGCCCACCCCAGUUGCUGAGGGAACAGGGCAGCACUUCCUCAGGAAGUCUCCGCUGCCGCCCGCGACCGCUAAGGACUCGCAAGCCUGCCAGCCCGCAGCGGAAAAGCCGAAAAACGCCACAAGAAGACGACGCCGAUUCCGACGGUUCGUCGACUUUGAGCCGCAUUCCCCACCCGUUGAUGGCGGCGUUACUCACGAUACCGCCGUCACUAUCCUCUACCGACCCAUCGAGCGCAGAGCCACGUUCCUGGCUCUCUCGCGAGACAGUGUCGCCGCUCAGCUAUCCGCCGUGCCGGGCGUGAGACGUGUCCGUGUCAACUUCCGUCGCAACGUGGUGGCUGUGGACGUGACACGCGGUGCCGACUCGGCGCCCCUUCUCGAGGUGUGCGUCAUUGGUGACGUGGCGGUGCGCUCGAAGGCACUGCACAGCAACUCCUCUGUGGGUGUCAUCUAUGGGGUCGACCCUUCUUUCGACGCCCGCACAGUGAGCGAAAACCUGGAGGCACCCGUCGCGGUGCUGUCGUGCUCGCGGAGUGGCGCAAGCGUCACCGUCACUUUCGUCGGGAGCGUCGUGCCUCCGAACGUGCGACUUUUCAAGCAGUACGCGCCGUUCGUGCCCGACUUCCCCGACCACUUCAGUGCGACCGCUGCGGCGUUUUCGGCCAUGCCGGCGCCACCUGCUUCCGCGACGCCCGCUGUCUUCGCUGCGCGCGUCCUGUGCCGCAGGCGGCGCCGCAGCGCACCCGGAGCAGACGGUGUCACACACCAAAUGCUCAGAAACCUGGACGACGACCAUCGCCGGCAUCUCCUGGACGCGUACAACGCCGUCUUCCGAGAGGGCUGCCUGCCGGACCCCUGGCGCUGUGCUGUCGUACCGGUACUGAAGCGCGGCAAGCCUGCACGCGACCUCACCUCCUACCGGCCUGUCUCGCUGACGUCGGUGCCGGGAAAAACCGUGGAGACGAUGGCGCUGUCGAGGUUGCAGUGGAUCGCGCGGGCACGCGGCGCCCUUCCGCCCGAGCAGUGCGGCUUCCGUGCACAUCGAUCUACUGGCGACUGCAUCGCUGUUGUUGUGGGCACGCUGGAGCAGGCCAGGCGCGCGGGAGAAGCUGCCUUCCUCCUCCUCCUCGACGUGCGCAGCGCCUUUGACUCACUCCCGCACGAGUCGAUCAUUUCGGCUGUUGAAGCUCUCGGCGUGGUCGGCAACCUACUUGCCUACGUCAAGGCCUUCCUCGCUGACGGGACGUUCGUCGUUCGCGUUGGCCGCGCAACCAGCUCGCCACGACCAGUGACCACCGGCGUGCCUCAGGGUAGUGUGUUGAGCCCUUUUCUGUUCAACCUCACCUUCGCUCCCAUCAUCGAGUGCUUGCCGAAAGCUGGUCGCUUCCCUGUGCGUGCGGUUGUCUACGCGGACGACGUCGCCCUCUACGUGCGGGGGCCGAGGACUGCCAUUGCCGUGAUGCGCCGCGAGCUGCAGGAGGCCCUCGACUCUGUCGCCGGCUUUCUACGUGCCAUUGGCCUACAGCUGUCGUCGACCAAGAGCGAGGCGUUCAUGGUGCACCCUCACGCUGCCACACGCCGCCACACCGGCCGCGUACUCGUCGACCUUAGCGCGGGGCUCACGGGAACCGGCAGCCCCGUGUGUGGUAGCUGCGACGGGGUGGAGACACUGGAGCAUCUUCUGCUUCACGGCCAACCUUCGGGACCGAGAGAGAGGCUCUCUUCCAGUCUUUACGCAAACGAGAGAGCAAAAUGGUUGAGAAAAGAAAGAGAAAUGAAAAGAAAAAUUGACAGACUCCAGAAAACAGUUGACAGAUACAAAUCAGAAUUAGAAAAGGUCAAGGAAGACUGCAACUUUGCGGAUAUGUCGUACAUAAGGCAGCAAGCCAAGCAAAAAGACACAUCGGCAGUCUUCCUUUGGAAUCAAAUAAUUAAUUUCAGACGAAAAAAACCAACAUGGUCGGAAGAUGUUGUGCGUCACUGCAUCAUAUUAAGGCACCUGUCCACCAAGGCCUAUGAGCAUGCUAGGAAAGAAGGACUGCUCAAGCUGCCCGGCAGGACCACCCUUCAAGAAUUCCUUGGGGGCAUGAGUGGUGAAGCAGGCUUUAAUUCUUUGAUAAAGCUGCGCUUAAAAGCAGAGAUUGAGAAACUGACGUCGCCUGCUUCAAGGCAUUGCUCCCUCAUCAUGGAUGAAAUGCGCAUAAAGCCAAAGCUGCAGUACAACAAACAGCAAGAUUGUUUUGUUGGCCAUGCUGACGUAGGCGAAGUGAACGACCCAGCGAACGAGCCCUUGCUGGCGAAUUCGUUGUUGUGUUUCCUCAUAAAUGGCCUGUCAACCUCUUACAGGAUUCCAGUGUCUUAUUUCUUCACGAAGAGCCUCUCUGGUUCUCAGCUGUCGCAGCUGGUGCGAUCAGUUAUUAAGAACGUUGAAGAAUCUGGCUUCAAAGUAGACAGACUCGUGGCUGACAACCACAAGAUAAACGUGAGUGCCAUGAGAGACCUCUGCGGCGGAUUUCUGACAUACAGAAUUGAACACCCGGUUGAUCCCGACAGACCUUUAUUUCUCAGCUUCGAUUGCUGCCACGUCCUGAAAAAUGUAAGAUCUCAAUUUUUGGAAAGAGAAAUUGGCCCGGACGGAGAGAUAUCUUCUCGUUACUUGAAGAAAAUAUACGACUUGCAGAAAGAACUGAUCGUUAAACCCGUGAGAAAACUUACUAGAAAACAUGUCUUCCCGAACAACAUCGAAAAAAUGAAUGUCAAGCGUGCGCUGGAAAUUUUUUCUCCAAGCGUAACGGCGGCCUUGGAAUUUUUAAGAGGACAGGCAGGGCACAGCUGUGACUACUCCUUCGCUGCAGCCGGACCAACAAUAACUUUCAUGAAGAACAUCUACCGUUGGUUCAUACUUCACGACACCAGCAACACGGCACAAUACAUCCACCAAAACAACCCCGAUGUCAGACACUAUGAUGACUCCGACGAUAGCCGCCUCGAAUGGCUUGAACUAACUUUUCCCAUGUAUGUGGAAGAAUUGAAAAACAGAUCGCCUUCCGCGCACAACUUUCUCACGGCAGAAACCUACGAGGCGCUUCUCCUGACGACCUACUCCACGGUCGCUUGCGUUCGGCACUUGCUUGCAAAAGAAAAAUUUUGCUUUGUGCUGACAAGGAAAUUUAAUAGCGACCCCAUCGAAUCCCUUUUUGGCACGUUGAGGCGAUCCUUGGGUUCUAAUGACCAAUUGGACGUGCGCUCCGCGAUGAGUGGCCUUGAGAAACUGCUCAAAACAGGCAUCGUAGCCGUGCCUGAAUGUAGCAACAUCCUACACGAGCAAGAGCUCGUGCAAAGCAAGGCGCUCCCCGCUGCAGUUCGCACACGCAAGGAACCGUCCAUUCUGCCUUCAGCUGCCAUUCACAUCCUGGAGCGCUUCAAUGUGCAAGCCUUGCCAACAAGCUUGCCGACCCUGCAAGUAACAGCAACAGUCUACAUGGGCGGAUACAUAGCACGAGUGGUUAGAGAGCACAUGGAGGGUUAUAACUGCGGUGAACUAACAAGCAAAGUUCCCAGCAGCCAGCCACUUCAACAGCUCACCAAGAAUCAGAACAGAGGAGGACUGCUAUACCCCUCAGACGAACUUCUUUACGUCCUAGAGACGCUAAGAAUGUUCAUUAACAGUGCACUGACGGAAACGCCAAAUCUCCGAAGGCCCCUGGCAUCGCUACUCAAUGUAGCUGUACCAGCGCUGAUACAUUCAGCCCUUCUGCGAUGCACUAUGGGUGACGACCAGCACCGCCAAAAAUUGGUUGAACUUGUGUGCUCCCGAUUCAUGAAGCCCCUGCUCAGCAACUACGCUUCCGCUGUGACCGACAAAAGCGAUGUAUGCAAAAACUUCGCUCGGAAACCGCUGUCGAGGAAGUACUUGAAGUUGUAAAUCGAGCGGGCACAGUGAACACGGGUGUCCGUGGUGCGACGUGAGCAACUUCGACGAUCGACCUUGCACAAAAGCAUUCUUUGUGCAAAUGGGUGUCACAAUUUAUUUCUUGAUUACUAUUACAAGCGGUGAGUUUUUAAUUAGUAUAUAACAGUGAAUAAAUAUGUUUCAAAGCUUCAGAAGUAGACGACGCACUCGCGUGGUACAUAUGUCCAAGAUCACAA